Messenger RNA from Prorocentrum cordatum, 501 nucleotides. Lineage: Eukaryota; Dinophyceae; Prorocentrales; Prorocentraceae. The record is from the annotation of a GenBank genome assembly.
AAGUGGCAGGGGCAGCGCAGACCGCUCGAUAUCGUACGAUCCAGGGCCGCCGCUGGCGCUGCAUCCUCGGGGCGCCCGCUGGGAUCCUCCGCCGCGCCGGCGCGUCGCAGACGCGCGGCACGGCAGGGCGGGGAGGAGGGCGCGCGGAGGCAGCGAGCCGCGGAGCUGGGCGCGCGGGGGCAGCGAGCAUGGCGCGGCUGCAGCGAUGCGGCUGCAGCGAUGCGGCAGGCCACCCGCGCUCGGCCCCUGGAGGGCUGCCGGGUGGACCGGAAAGCGGCAGAGCAAAAAACAGAAAAACCGUGCGGCCAGAAGAGAGGGGAGGAGGAGGAGGAGGAGGAGGAGGAGGAGGAGGAGGAGGAGGAGGGAGCAAAACGACGUGGCGUGCUGCCCAGCCUCUCCGGGCAGGGGGCCCGCGCCGGCGCACGGGCCGAGCCUGGGCACAACGACGCGCCAUUGAGACGCGAACGGGCUCCACCCGAGAGCUCGGCGGCGACGAUAUAG